GUUCCAACUGGAACAUCUCGUCAAAGUUACCCAGCUACCAGCUAUCAGGACUUUGGCAACUGGGAAUCUCUAAUGAAAAUUAAAGAGGGGCUGCUAAGACAGAAAGAGAUUGUGAUCGAUCGGCAAAAGCAGCAAAUUAACAAUUUACAUCAGAAGAUAAGGGAGAACGAAUUACGAGCUCAACACGCAAGACUGAGCCAUCUUGUGAACUGCGAAGAACCUUACAUGACUAAUUUGCAGCAACCACAGUAUGAGAGCACACCACUUCAACCUCACAUUUCGGAAAGAUCAACAUCUCACCUCGAGGAGCUUGAGCGAAAGAUUGCAGCAGCUGAGAAUAAGGAAUUACAACUCAAUGAAUUUGUAAAACAAAUUUCAAACAAAUUUAGUGAGGAGAGGAAGAAGAUGGAGGAGAAACUUAAAACUAGAGACCGAUAUAUUAAUAGCCUGAAAAAGAAAUGCCAGAAAGAGUCUGAGCAAAACAAAGAAAAACAAAGGCGAAUUGAAACCUUAGAAAAAUAUCUGGCUGACCUACCAACGCUGGACGAUAUAGAAGGGCAGACUAAACAGCUGCAAAUUCUAGAAGAGAAGAACAAGCAACUUGAAGAAACGAUGACUGAGUUAGAAAAGAAGCUUGGAGAGGCCCGAUCGCAGUGCAGAGAGAGAGAACUGCAACUGGUGUGUCAGAAGAAAAAAGAAAAAGAGCUGGUCACAACAGUACAGAGUUUACAACAGAAAGUAGAAAAAUGCCUGGAAGAUGGUAUUCGCCUCCCCAUGUUGGACACAAAACAGCUUCAGAGUGAGAAUGAGUGUCUCAAAGAAAAGAAUGAGAAAGCCAGUAAGGUCAUAGACAAUCAACAAAAUCAGAUAGCUGGAUUGAUUUUAGACAUGCAGUCUAUGCAAGAGAAGCUUUUGCAAGAAAAGCUGAUAGUGCAGAAGAUAACAAAUGAGCUUGAAGAAAAAGAAAGGAAUAUAGAGCAGUUAAAUAAAACUCUCUCUGAAAACCAAAGACUGAUGGAAGAGAAUGCCUGCCUGAAGGAGCAGAUGCGGCAGAUGGAGCAGUCCAGGCAGCCAGUAUCUGAGAAGAUGCCUAUAGCAGACCAGUUGUUCAAGGAAAUGUCCCAAUGCUUGUUUGACUUGAAAGCACUGUGCAGUAUUCUUACCCAGAGAGCUCAGGGCAAGGAGCCUAACCUUUCCUUACUGCUGGGAAUCAGAUCGCUGAGCUGUUCAGCUGAAGAGAAUGAACAUUACCACAGCACAGAAACCCUUUCGAAGAAGCUCUUGGACGUUUGUCAGUUGCGAAAGGAUAUUGAUGAAUUAAGGACUAUAAUGUCGGACCGUUAUGCUCAGGACAUGGGGGACAAUUGCAUCACUCAAUGACAACAUUUCAUCUAGUAGCAAAUGACUUACUGAAUGCUGCUGUGUCACAGG
Molecule: messenger RNA, 1431 nt
Organism: Leptosomus discolor (cuckoo roller)
Lineage: Eukaryota; Metazoa; Chordata; Aves; Leptosomiformes; Leptosomidae
Source: RefSeq, a predicted model, not a curated record